GAUUAUCUUUGUUAGUUAGCCUAUCUCUCCCUCUCAUCCACUAAGACAGGUCCGGAGAUCUCUCAGUGCUGUACCACUAGGUCUCUGUUUUACUUUUAUCAGCCUUUCGAGGAGUAGGGCACUAACAAACUGGCUAUUAAAUCGCAUUUGGUAUGACAAAUUCAAAGAAGGACACAUCAGUGCAUAUUUUCAAGGUGGAGUCAAGUGUCGAGAUGAAAACAUAAAUCCUACUGUGGCACCAUUGACUACGGUAUCAAGCGACGAAGGUAAGAUAUUCUUUAUUCUCUUUCUUAUCUAUUAUCUUUGUUUAUUAAUUUUGUUGUCGUUCUUUAGUUCAUGAUUCAUUCGACCAACCAAGACCGAAGUUGACUGCCUCGCAAAGAACCAAAAAGGAAUUAAAACGACUUGGUGUUAAACGACAAAAGCAACUAGAUGAUGAACCACCACCAAAACGACAACGAAAGCCGAAACGAUUCGUCGACGAGGACUGA
Messenger RNA from Didymodactylos carnosus, 491 nucleotides. Lineage: Eukaryota; Metazoa; Rotifera; Eurotatoria; Philodinida; Philodinidae. The record is from the annotation of a GenBank genome assembly.